Iphiclides podalirius (scarce swallowtail) is the source of this 1338-nucleotide messenger RNA. The record is from the annotation of a GenBank genome assembly. Lineage: Eukaryota; Metazoa; Arthropoda; Insecta; Lepidoptera; Papilionidae.
AUGCUACCUGCUCUCGUCCUAUUGUGCUUAAUAACUCGUGAAAAUUUGGCGUUCUCAACAAAACGAAUUUCCCACACGCUUACUGCGCCGAGUGUUGGACAGAUCGAGUUCGGAAAAACGUCAACCAGGAAAACGACACAGACGAACGUUAGCGAUAACGUUCUUGUACACAAUUUCGUCCGCAAAGAGGCAUUAGCAAAGGCUGGCAACAGAGGAAUCAAAGAAAAAAAAGGAAACUCGACACGAAAAGGUACUAUAGGAAGUGGAAAGAACGCACCCAUUCGUUCUAUCAUACCGUUCACAGAGGCAACAUUCUCUGUUCAAUUCAAUGAUGCAAGGACGGAGUCGACAAAUUCGAUGGACAAUGCUAAUUCAAAAAAGCAGACAGAUUUCCUUUUUUCACCCAUAACGAGUUAUAAAAACCCUCUAGCUAGAUUUAAAUUGAAAGGAGGUGACACGGGAUCGACCACGAUACAUCCGUACCAUACCUGGCAAUACGUGUUUCAAAAUCCACGCAUUUUCAGAACGGUCGAGAGCAUUUCUGAAAACGAUAAAGCCAAAGAUAAACGUUAUACCGACGUAAUUCCUCUGCAGAAACAGUUGCCUGGCGCUUCAUUUAAUCAGUACAGCUAUUUAAGCCCGAUAUAUAAAAAGGACUCCGAUAAUCCCGUAUUCGGCGAUCAGGCAUUCUUCUCGUUCAUCCUGAACGAUUAUUUCGAUAGAAGCAUCGACGACGAUCCAGUCCUGUUCAAGGAUCAGCAUUGGGGUAAAGAAUUUGACAUAGAGCCGACUGGGAAACGAAUUAGGCGGUUGGAGACGGGCGACUACAGUAAAUCGAUCACAGCCGAACCGCAGGCUGUCAACUACGAUGCUAAAUUCGCAAAGGAGAAUUUAUAUAAAAGAAUGAACGAAGCCGGUGCUCAGAAAGAUAAUUAUUCGGAAAACUCAAACGGGUUCAAGAGUUUAGUUGAAACGUUCGCACAGAAGUUCGGUUCGAGUGACGAUGAACUGGAGACGCAGUCCAAGAUCAAAAGGGAGGACGCGGAUCUAAAUUUUAUAACAAAACAUGCGAAUGAACUUCAGUCUAGUGAUGAAUUGUUGGACGAACUUGUUGCCGCCUGUAAUGAUGGCAAGCUCACCGACGAAGACACUACUUCCGUGUCGAAAAUUAGUGGUUUCGAGCAGUUUUUAUAUAAUUAUGAAAGUUCAUCCGCGAGUUCUGUAUCCGUUGAUUUGACCGAAUACGCCUCUAGUAACAUAAGUCGAUUAAGAUAUUUGGCCAAAAGCGCCGCCCUGGUCAAUAACGCAGAUUACAUUGAUACAUCUGAAUAUGCUAUA